Messenger RNA from Peniophora sp. CBMAI 1063, 1200 nucleotides. The record is from the annotation of a GenBank genome assembly. Lineage: Eukaryota; Fungi; Basidiomycota; Agaricomycetes; Russulales; Peniophoraceae.
AUGAAUACUCACGCCAAGCGCAAGCUCUCGUCUCUCACCAGCGCCGAAGCGUCUGCGUUACUCAGUGCCUUGAAUGAUUGUUACCAGCGCUUCGAACAUCUGGAUCUGGAAGCUUUGGACGGGCUUCAUGAUACAAUCGCAAGUUUACAGCUGCGGCUGCGCCACAUUUCCUUGACCAAGGUCACGGAGAACUCUUUGGAAGUGUGCGGCAUACAAGCGGCCUCGCCGCCCGUUCUGCGAUCGACCCUUGGGCAGUCUGAGACGACAUCGCCUCUCAUUAGAGAUUCUAGGAUAGCUGGCGGCGAUAAACCUGUGUCGUCUGACGGACUGGACAAUCUUCUGGCACGGAUCGACAAAACCUUCUUCACUAAGUCGGCCAACGGGGCAAAGCUAGUUACGGAUAUCGUCUUACUACGCGUCGCUACCAUGCUGGAGAGCAGCAAUCAGCCCGUCGAAAGCAUCGAGCCUACUCGCCCGUCCUCCAGUCCGCUCAAACCCUUGGCACUCGCGGGUGAAGGUUAUGCCCCGCAUACCCCGCGGUCGAGCAUUUCUUCUAUGCCGCGUUCGCGGUCAUCUUCACCUGUAUCGCGCCACUCGUCGCCGUCGAGGCACGUUCGAGGAGCGUCGCAUCGUUCCUCCGCUGACCCGGCGCUCUUUGUCACCAUUCCUCCAUCUCGCUCGCCAUCUCAGGAUGCCGCCCCGCAAUUGAUUGUACUCCCCGACUUCGUUAUCCCUCUCACGAACCUACCUGCGACAAUUGACGACCAGGACUCAGACAUCACAGUCAGCGGCGUCUGCGACUACCUGAUUGCCUUAGUUCCGCCAGACAUCGGACCUGGACUUCGUGAUCGCCCUCAGUUGCUUCGAAACGAGGUACCUGGCGUGACCUGCUUCGCAGUCUUCCAAACCAAGUCCAGCUCAGGAACGGAGCUCGAUGUUCUCCUGCCAAAGGCCGUGCUUGCAGUGGCGGCAUUCGUGAAGAGGCAAAAGAAGCCCUCCAUGCGCGGUGCCGUAACUUCUGGGAAGGAGUGGAUGUUCUUCGUCUACAAUACAGCGCACGACGGUCGUGGUGGGUCAUAUCGUACCUCCCCGAUACUCUCCUUGGACUCCGUAGAGGAACGAGAUGUCGUCGUAGGAUUACUCAAGUCAUGGAUUGAGAGGGGAUACGAGGAUGUGGAUGAGACUGAGUUGUUCUGGUGA